GUAGAGUUGCAGAGGCCGGAGAGUGGCAGGAGGCGGGCUAGAGCGGCCAGAGGGAGGAGUGGAGCUGGACUCAAAGGUGGCCUCUGGCUCGGCUAGAGCGACUCUGUGGCGCGGGUGGGGGAACCUUGAGCUCAGGCGCGGAGGCUUCGGUUCCGGAGGCUGCAGUCGCUUCUCAUCCCAUCCGACAGCCCUGUGGAGGAGUCCGGGAGAUGGGAGAAGUCGCUGCUGCCGGAGGGGCGGCCCCAGGGCCUCCCCGGCCUGGCGUGAUGCCCGUCAGUAUCAUCGGAGCUGAGGAUGAAGACUUUGAGAAUGAGCUGGAGGCGAACUCAGAAGAUCAAAACAGCCAGUUCCAGAGCCUGGAGCAGGUAAAGCGACGCCCGGCCCAUCUCAUGGCCCUCCUGCAGCAUGUGGCCCUGCAGUUUGAGCCAGGACCCCUGCUCUGCUGCCUGCAUGCGGACAUGCUGAGCUCACUGGGCCCCAAAGAAGCCAAGAAGGCCUUCCUCGACUUCUAUCACAGCUUCCUGGAGAAGACUGCGGUUCUGCGGGUGCCAGUUCCUCCCAACGUCGCUUUUGAACUUGACCGCACGCGGCCUGACCUCAUCUCUGAGGAUGUCCAGAGGCGGUUCAUGCAAGAAGUGGUGCAGAGCCAGCAGGCAGCCGUGAGCCGCCAGCUGGAGGACUUCCGCUCCAAGCGUCUCAUGGGCAUGACGCCCUGGGAACAGGAGCUGAGCCUGCUGGAACCAUGGAUCGGGAAAGACCGCAGCAACUACGAGGCCCGGGAGCGGCACGUCGCAGAGCGGCUACUCUCCCACCUGGAAGAGAUGCAACAUACCAUCUCUACAGAUGAAGAAAAGAGUGCCGCUGUGGUCACUGCCAUCAGCCUGUACAUGCGCCACCUUGGAGUUCGGACCAAGAGUGGGGACAAGAAGUCAGGGAGGAACUUCUUCCGGAAAAAGGUGAUGGGUAAUCGGCGGUCAGAUGAACCCCCCAAGUCAAAGAAAGGGCUGAGCAGUAUCCUAGACCCUGCUCGUUGGAACCGGGGAGAACCACCUGCUCCAGAUUUUCGACAUCUAAAGGUCGAGGUUGAUGGUGAGAAGCCAGGCCCUACAGACCGGAAGGGAGGCCUGGGUAUGCCUUCCCGGGACAGGACUGUUGGGACUCCUGGGCAGGACAACCCAGGAGUCUCUCUGCACCCUCUGUCUGUGGACAGCUCCGACCACCGGGAACCUGGUGGGGAUACCCCCCAGGAACUGGGGGACAUACUCCCACAAGGCCCUACAAGCCUGGAACCCCUGGCAGCCCCAGAGAGCACCGAAGAGAAUGCAGAGACAGAGAGAAGGUGGAAGAGGCUAUCAGGGCGUCUGGGGCGCUCAGAGAGCCUGCGGGUGAGUGACCGCCGCCGGCCUUCCCGGGGCAGCCUCGGGGCUAAGGGCCGGGGUGGGGGCCGCUCCCGGAGCGACGUGGACAUGGACCCCGGCUCCGCCACGGCCGUGCUUGGCCCUACCCGACGAGCCACCCCUGAGCCUGGAGAUGAUGGGGAGCCAGGACGGUCAGGCCUGGAACUGGAACCAGAGGAACCUCCCGGCUGGAGGGAACUUGUGCCCCCAGACACCCUGCUCAGCCUGCCCAAAAGCCAAGUGAAGCGGCAAGAGGUCAUCAGCGAGCUGCUGGUGACCGAGGCAGCUCAUGUGCGCAUGCUGCGGGUGCUCCAUGACCUCUUCUACCAGCCCAUGGCAGACGGGGGCUUCUUCCCUCUGGAGGAACUGCAGAACAUCUUCCCCAGCUUGGAUGAACUCAUUGAGGUGCACUCCCUGUUCCUCGAUCGCUUGAUGAAGCGGAGACAAGAGAGCGGCUACCUCAUCGAGGAGAUUGGCGAUGUGCUGCUGGCCCGGUUCGAUGGUGCUGAGGGCUCGUGGUUCCAGAAGAUCUCCUCCCGCUUCUGCAGUCGCCAGUCAUUCGCCUUAGAGCAGCUCAAAGUCAAGCAGCGCAAGGAGCCUCGGUUCUGUGCCUUUGUGCAGGAAGCUGAGAGCCGCCCUCGGUGCAGACGGCUGCAGUUAAAGGACAUGAUCCCCACUGAGAUGCAGCGGCUGACCAAGUACCCACUGCUGCUGCAGAGCAUCGGGCAGAACACAGAAGAGCCUGCGGAACGGGAGAAAGUGGAGCGUGCAGCGGAUUGCUGCCGGGAGAUUCUGCACCAUGUCAACCAAGCCGUUCGUGACAUGGAGGAUCUGCUGAGACUCAAGGAUUACCAGCGGCGCCUGGACUUGACUCACCUGCGGCAGAGCAGUGACCCCAUGCUGAGCGAGUUCAAGAACCUGGACAUCACUAAGAAGAAGUUGGUCCAUGAAGGUCCACUGACAUGGCGGGUAACCAGAGACAAGGCUAUAGAGGUCCACGUGCUAUUGCUGGACGACCUGCUCCUGCUGCUUCAGCGCCAGGAUGAGAAGCUGCUGCUCAAAUCACACAGCCGGACGCUCACACCCACGCCUGAUGGCAAGACCAUGCUGCGGCCUGUGCUCCGGCUCACCUCUGCCAUGACCCGAGAGGUGGCCACUGAUCACAAAGCUUUCUACGUCAUUUUUACCUGGGACCAGGAGGCCCAAAUAUAUGAGCUGGUGGCACAGACAUCAUCAGAGCGCAAGAACUGGUGUACUCUUAUCACUGAGACUGCCGGAUCCCUAAAGGUCCCUGCCCCUGCCUCCCGCCCCAAGCCCCGGCCCAGCCCUAGCAGCACCCGAGAACCUCUGCUCAGCAGCUCGGAGAAUGGCAUUGGAGGCCGAGAGAUGCCUCCAGCUGAUGCCCGGACAGAGCGCAUUCUCAGCGAUCUCCUGCCCUUCUGCAGACCAGGCCCAGAGGGCCAGCUUGCUGCCACAGCCCUGCAGAAAGAUUUCUUUGUCCACGAAUCAAGAAACUCUGCCCUGCCCACAGCAUCCUGGGUGGCCCACAUUGAUUUUUCUUCUUCAGCUACUCUCCCACCCUGGAUGCUGAUGCUGUCCCUGAAACAGCUCCUGUUGCCUGCCAAGGAAGAUGGUGGACUGGGGCCUCCCCAGGAUGGGGAUGGAGUGCCUGGUGGUGGUCCCCCAGGUCUAGCACAGAUUCAGGAGAACUUGCUCAGCCUAGAGGAGAUUGUCAAGCAGCUGGAGGAGUUAGAGGAAGAAUUUUGUCGCCUGAGACCCCUCCUGUCUCAGCUUAGCGGAACUUUGUCACCUAGCCUGGCUGUACCUGAGCGCUCUGUUCAGACAAGCCUUUCAUGAAGAGAGGAUGUGAGGGUCUCCCACCCCCCUCGGCUGCCACAGCGUCUCACACCCCAGAGGCCUUGAGGAGAGGGAGACUGGCCACACUUGAUAGGGGACCUGCUGGAGUCCCUGCCUCCCACACUGGCCUCUGCCUUUCUCCCUCCUGCCUUCGCUUCAGGGGCUCAGGGCUUUACCCCCAGAGUACCACCAUAAUCCCCAUUUUCCAGGCCAUCUCAGUAUUGCCUAUGGGGGGGUUACCCCUCCAUCCCCCACCCCAAGUGCCUUUGCUCUGUUUUUAUACCCUGAAUGGAGGUUUAUUUUUAAUAUAUAUUAUCUAA
Microtus oregoni (creeping vole) is the source of this 3574-nucleotide messenger RNA. RefSeq names its product Rho guanine nucleotide exchange factor 1 (gene Arhgef1). Gene Ontology annotation, cellular component: cytoplasm. The record is from RefSeq and is a predicted model, not a curated record. The transcript has 32 exons. Lineage: Eukaryota; Metazoa; Chordata; Mammalia; Rodentia; Cricetidae. Bases 210 to 3254 code for a protein of 1014 amino acids. Gene Ontology annotation, molecular function: GTPase activator activity; guanyl-nucleotide exchange factor activity; G protein-coupled receptor binding. Gene Ontology annotation, biological process: G protein-coupled receptor signaling pathway.